Musca domestica (house fly) is the source of this 507-nucleotide messenger RNA. RefSeq names its product salivary glue protein Sgs-3-like. The record is from RefSeq and is a predicted model, not a curated record. The transcript has 2 exons. NCBI's taxonomy places the organism in Eukaryota, Metazoa, Arthropoda, Insecta, Diptera, Muscidae. Bases 1 to 507 code for a protein of 168 amino acids.
AUGAAGUUACUCAAGUACCUGUUAUUUGCGAUUCUGUUGGUUUCCAUUAUACCGCGGGAUAUCCUAGCAGCUGAUACGCCUCCUGGCGAUACACCUCCUGGUGAUACACCUCCAGCUGAUACCCCUCCAGCCGAUACCCCUCCUACUGAUACUCCUCCUGCCGAUACCCCUCCUGCCGAUACUCCUCCCGCUGAUACUCCACCAGCUGAUACUCCUCCCGCAGGCACUUCCCCCGCUGGCACUCCACCCGCUGAAACUACCACCGCAGCUCCCGGUGGUGCUACCACUAAGAAACCCGCUACUACUACAAGGAGGCCCGCUGCCAAGCCUGCCAAUAAGAGACCGGCUAAUAAGAAACCAGCCAAUAAAAGGCCAGUCAAUAAGAAGCCUGCUAAUAAGAAACCUGUUAAUAAAAAACCUAAGAGGAAUGCCAACAGGAUUUUACUCAGUGCUUCUAACUUUUAUAUGACUAAUUUUGCAAUAUUCUCUGAUAUUUUACUUAAAUAG